This is a messenger RNA of Drechmeria coniospora, 1773 nucleotides long. RefSeq names its product putative arp2 3 complex 34 kda subunit protein. The transcript has 7 exons. Gene Ontology annotation, molecular function: structural constituent of cytoskeleton; actin filament binding. Bases 1 to 1773 code for a protein of 590 amino acids. Gene Ontology annotation, cellular component: Arp2/3 protein complex; actin cytoskeleton. NCBI's taxonomy places the organism in Eukaryota, Fungi, Ascomycota, Sordariomycetes, Hypocreales, Ophiocordycipitaceae. Gene Ontology annotation, biological process: Arp2/3 complex-mediated actin nucleation; actin filament polymerization. The record is from RefSeq and is a predicted model, not a curated record.
AUGCUUCUCCUUGACUACCAAAAUGUGCUCAUCCAAUCGGUUCUUACCGAGAGGUUUUCUGGCGCCCCUCCCACGGCGAUCGACCAGACCGUCUCUGACUUUGAUGGCGUCAUCUUCCACAUUUCAACCCCGGAGACCAAGACGCAGAUACUACUGUCUAUGCAAAUAAAGUGCUUCAAGGACUUGGUUCAGUACGGUGCCGAGCAAGUUCUGCGAAGGGAGUAUGGCGACUACGUUGCUCCCGUGGAACCAGGCUACGACUUCUCCGUUUUGAUCAAUCUGGAGCAGCUGCCUGCCGAUCAGGAGGAACGUGAAGCCUUGGCAAUGAAGUUUGCUCUGCUGAAACGCAAUGCCAUGGCCGCUCCUUUCGAGCAAGCGUACGAGGCUCAUUACAAACUGAAGGAGGAGGCGUCCAAGUUCACCUCGGAAGAGGCCCCCCAAGGCGUGCGAGAAGGGGGCCAAGUAAUGGCCAUUCACUAUCGAGAGGAGGAGGCCAUUUAUGUCAAGGCCAGCCAUGACCGCGUCACCGUCAUUUUCAGCACCGUUUUUCGCGAGGAAACCGAUAGGGUCUUCGGAAGGGUGUUUAUCCAAGAGUUUGUCGAUGCGCGAAGGAGAGCGAUACAGAACGCGCCGCAAGUCCUGUUCCGAAACGAUCCGCCACUUGAGCUGCAAGGCGUCCCAGGGGUGCAGCACACGGGUACUGGCGAAAUCGGCUACGUUACUUUUGUUCUGUUCCCAAGACAUUUGACCCCACAGCGAAUGCCGGUUGUCAUCUCUCACAUCCAGACUUUCCGAGACUAUUUCCAUUACCAUAUAAAGGCGUCCAAGGCAUACAUUCACUCCCGUAUGCGAAAGCGAACGGCAGACUUCCUGCAAGUGCUGCGUCGUGCUCGUCCCGAGAAUGAAGAGCGGGAGAGGAAGACUGCAACUGGCAGACGCCGGGGCAACAUAUGGCUACACGGCCCUCGGGUCACGAAUAUGAUGGUGUGGCCAUUUGGAUCUUCCCGCUCCAUCGGCGAUCCAAAUGAUGCCGAGCCCAAGAGGCGGCCGGUUUCUUGGUCCGAGUCAGUAACGCGUCCCGAUGACCACUUUCAGGCAGCCAAAGAAUGGGCGCCGAUGGUCCUCUUCUCCCUCGUCGGACUCGGCGCUAUUCAGCUCUACGCGAACUACCUACGUCGGAUUCCCGGUGCGGCCCAUGUUCGACAAAACUUCUUUCGCAGCAGAAGCCUAUUUGGCCGCGUGACGAGCGUCGGGGACGGUGACAACUUCCACUUAUUUCACACGCCAGGUGGGCGAGCAGUAGGAUGGGGUUGGCUGCGAAGGGUGCCCGAGGGCAGGAAGCAGCUCAAAGACCGCACAAUAUCCGUCCGCCUUGCCGGCGUCGACGCUCCCGAAGGCGCGCACUUUGGACGACCGGCCCAACCAUUCUCGGGUGAAGCGCUGAAAUGGCUGUCCAACUACAUCCUUGGACGAAACGUUCGGGCAUACAUAUACAAGCGAGACCAGUACAGCCGCAUAGUUGCGACCGUCUAUGUUUGGAGAUACCUCAUCCGCCGAGACGUUGGCUUGGAGAUGAUCAAACGCGGAUUGGCGACAACGUACGAGGCAAAAACUGGUGCUGAAUUUGGCGGGCUCAAGGACGUUUAUCACAAGGCCGAGGCCAAGGCAAAGCGGAAACGGAGAGGGAUGUGGUCAGGCAAGGCGAGCGUGUUUGAGAGCCCGAGGGAGUACAAAAGGAAGUGGGCUGGUGAGCAAAAUAUGAUGGACAGAUGA